CCAUUAACCCAAUCAUGAUUAACAAUUUAGAUGGUAAAGUGUAAUAGAGGGACUAAUUUCAAAACACUUAAAGCAUCGGGGCUGGGACUAAUUUCAAAAUAUAAAGAUUUGAGGGAUUAUGCAAAAUAUCAAGAUUCGGGGGCUAAUUUCAAAGUGUAAAGAUUUGAGGGAUUAAUUCAAAACAUGUUGAUUUGGGGGACUAAUUUCGAACAGUAACACGAAAUAUUUGGGGGACCAAUAUCGAAAAAAACCCAAAGCAUUUUUCGUAGAAUUAUUCUUCAUGAUUUUCUCCAAAAAUUCUCAAACCCACGCGUCCCGCUUACAGAGAGCUCGAAGAAAGGAACUCAAAUGAUAAAUUAAAGAAAGGGGGGAAAAACUAAUUCCGCAAAUUAGGGUAUCAGAAAUCAAAGGGAAAAAAAAAUUUAGAAGAAGAUGGAGAAAGGAGUGAAGAAGAGGAGGGCAACGAGCAAAAGAAAGAAAAGACGAGGGUUUGUAAAGGCGGUAGCGGAGUACCUGUUGUCGGAUUCCUACAUGUACGCCCCUCUCAUCGAUUCCCCGUCGAAGGUUUCGGAUCCGGGUCCCCAUCCGCUAACUCCGACUACCCAAAUCCACUCUCCCCCCUCAAACGCCGCUAAAGGCAUGUCAGAUAUUAACGAGUUAAAAUCUCAGCUCAAGCAUGAGUUCGGGAUGAAAGAUCUGGGAGCAACGAAGAAGAUUUUGGGGAUGGAUAUUUACAGGAACAAACCACAGAAGAAAUACAUUAAGAAGGUGUUGGAGAUAUUUGACACGCUUGAUGCCAAACUUGUGAAGACUCCACUUGCUACUUAUUUUCAUCUUUCAGCAGAUUUGUUACCUUAGACUGAAGAGGAGCAGUACAUGUCUUGUGUUUCUUAUGCCAGUGCAGUAAAAACAUUAUGUAUGCUAUGGUUUGCACCCGUCCAGAUAUUUCACAUGUAAUCAGUGUUGUGAGUCGGUAUAUAAAUAAGCCCGGAAAGGUCCAUUAGCAGACUGUGAAAUAGAUACUUAUAUAUUUGAGAGGAUAUGCUGAUAUUGAUUUAUAUUUUUUAGCAGGAGCUUGUAGAAUACUUGGCUAUUCUGAUUCAGAUUAUGCGGGUGAUUUAGAUAAGAGACGAUCCCUGACAGCCACAAGUUAUGUAUUUACUC
Messenger RNA from Asparagus officinalis (garden asparagus), 1164 nucleotides. RefSeq lists its product as uncharacterized. The coding region runs from base 433 to 858 and encodes 141 amino acids. The record is from RefSeq and is a predicted model, not a curated record. Lineage: Eukaryota; Viridiplantae; Streptophyta; Magnoliopsida; Asparagales; Asparagaceae. The transcript is spliced from 2 exons.